Hevea brasiliensis (rubber tree) is the source of this 688-nucleotide messenger RNA. RefSeq lists its product as uncharacterized. NCBI's taxonomy places the organism in Eukaryota, Viridiplantae, Streptophyta, Magnoliopsida, Malpighiales, Euphorbiaceae. The transcript has a single exon. The record is from RefSeq and is a predicted model, not a curated record. The coding region runs from base 233 to 652 and encodes 139 amino acids.
UGCUAAAGCCAAUGCAUGGAAAAUGAAAAGCAAGCAGAGACUACUCUGAAGUCGUCUCGUCCGUGGCCCUUUCCACGUUGUCUUCCACUUGCAUGGUCUGUUAAAGCACAGCCAUGGAACUAGCUUUCUUCAAUUUAGUUUCAGGAACCAUACCUUAUUUAUAUUCUUAUGUUCAUAUUCAUUUUGGUCAGGACAUUUUAAUUACAACAAACUCUUCUUCUUCUUCUUCUUCAUGGCAUCCGCCGUGGUUACAUCGUUGCCUGGCCAGCAACCGCCUGCCGCUGGGGAGUUUCAACAACCUAGUAAUAUUCCACAGGCUGUUUCAACUAGUAGCAAUAGUGCUUGGCGUUCUUCAGGAUCUAUUGGCCCAUUCUUUGGAGUUAUUUCUGUUCUUGCAGUUCUUGCUAUUCUUUCUUGCAUUUUGGGUCGAAUAUGCUCCCGUCGAGCAGUGGCUCCUCCAAACACCUUCAACCAUAAAGGGUGUCUAGGGUGGGUGAAGCGGAGGAUCCGGAGGAGCAAGUGGUGCAGGGGUGGAGAUGUUGAAAUGGGAGUCAAUAAGGUGAUGGCUCUUGGUGAUCAAGAUAAGCAAGAUGGUAAUAAUAAGGUUAAAGAUAAUGAUCAGGUUGAUCAGAAAUUACCACCUCCAGCUUGAUUGUUGUUGUUCCAUUCAUCUUUAUAAUUUGAUUUA